This is a messenger RNA of Eimeria maxima, 1914 nucleotides long. RefSeq lists its product as hypothetical. Gene Ontology annotation, molecular function: zinc ion binding. The coding region runs from base 1 to 1914 and encodes 637 amino acids. The transcript is spliced from 7 exons. The record is from RefSeq and is a predicted model, not a curated record. Lineage: Eukaryota; Apicomplexa; Conoidasida; Eucoccidiorida; Eimeriidae.
AUGAGGGGUGGGGGGCCCCUUGGGAGACGGGGGAGGGGCCUCUCGAAGACCCAACGAACAUCUGCUGCUGCAGCGCAGCAACAGACGCCAUCCCGAGGAAGCCGAGUGCGUACUGCUUCUGCAACUGCAACUGCAGCACCAGCAGCAGCAACUCAGGCAGCUACACCAGCGGAUACUGCCGUUGCCACUGCCGAAGCUGGUGCCCCCACAAACGCCGGGGCACGAAGCGAGAGGCAGCAGCGGAGGCGGCGAGAAGCGGCAGCAGCAGCUGCUGCUGCUGCUUCUGAGGAAUCGUCUUCAGCUGCGGUUCCCCACAGGUCCGACCGCCACAGGACCUCUCGGCAGCGCAGGCACCAAACGGCGUCAGCAGAUGCUGCAGCAGGCCCAGGCAUAGAUAGCACGUCGUCGGGCACCACUACGGCUCCUGCAACGGCAGCAGCACCAGCAGCAGCAGCAGCAGACAGCAGCAGCAGCCAAGCAUCGGGACGGAGAGGCGUUGCUUCUGCGCUGCCAAGACGAGAGAGAAGGCCGAGGGGAGCAGAAGCCCUUCGAUGCAAAUUUGGUUGUUUUGCUGUGACGGAACAAGAGCUGCAGGAACUCUCCUGUGGCUGCUGCCUCGAUGGAUUGUUACCUAGCGGAGACACAGAGGAGACAGUUGGGGUAGCGCGCAGCGAAGACUCCCCCACGGGUCUCUCUGGGGGUCCCUCGGGGAUCCCUGCAGCAGCAAAUGGCUGCAAGCAGCAGCUAACGAAGGGGGCAGCAGCAGAUGCUGCAGCAGCCGACCCUACACCUCCACCACCUUUGGCGCGAAUCGAUGCAUGCGGUCACUGCUUCCACCUGCGUUGCAUCCAGGUCUGGGCUCAGCGAGAGACAUCGUGUCCCCUGUGCAAAGCUGUCUUUUCUUACAUUGCUGCCUACCAUGGCGCAACUCGGGAACUCCUUGACGUGCGGGACUUGCCUUCUUCCUCUGAAUCUGUAGUCUCUAUAGAGACUGUCUCCUCUGGAGACACCUCUUCCACUGGAACAGACAACCAGCAGCAGCAGCAACAGCAGCAGCAGCGGCAGCAGCAGAGAAGCAUUAGAAGUCGGAGGCCUCCUGCAGGCGCUGCAGACGCAGCAGGAGAUGAGGCAUCCCAGGGCGUCGUAGGGCAACUGGUGCGUCGUGUAUUGGAGUCUUGGGGGCGGACGGUGUCGUCUCUUCGCCGCACCAGCCGCACCUCAGGCGCCUCGGAUUCACCCUCGUCAGCAGCCGCAUCAGGAACAGGAGCAGCAGGAAGGGGGCGAAAUCGCUCAGGGAGGAGGGGGCCCCCAGCUGUCCGGCGGCGGAGCACAGAGGUGGAAGAGGGGCCACCGCCCAAUAGGCGCCGUAGAGAAGAACGAGAGGAUUCAGAGGACGAGCGGCCGCUGCCAGCAGCAGCAGAGGUUGCGCGGCGCACAGCCGCUUUUUUUCAGCGCCGAGUGGAGGCGCUUUACCAGGGCACAGAACAGCAGCAGGAGCAGGAGCGAGGGACGGCAGCACCGCCAAGUGCCGCUGCAGCGGUCUCCAUGGAGAAGCAGGGGUUGCGCAGUGUGAGCUGCAGGAGCAGCUCGGAGGCGCCUGCUUCCGGAGCAGCAGCUCCCGUCGCCUCUGGCGCAGCAGCAGGAGCAGCUGCAGCAGGAGCAGGUUCAUCAAGAAGAAGAGGGAUGACACCUGUAAUAGUGCCUCUGCGUGCUAUCAGCAGCAUUGGCCUCUCACGAGAGCAGCGACCCCCGAGGCUUGGUGCUGCCGGCUGCUCUUUUAGUCUCUCACCAAACUAUGCAACAGACUUUCUGCUGCAAACCAACUCCAGCAGCAACGCAGCAGCGCCAGCGGCUCCCGGUGAUGCGGGUGGUGCUGCUGCUGCAAGGGCUGCUGGAGGGGCAGCGGGCACUUAG